UCUUCGACGUGUCACUCAGGGCUCCUGUCAUCCACAAAGUAAAUCACAGAGAAUUUAAAGGAACCUAUUCCAGCUCAAUUGGACUGGAGACAUGACCAAAGAGACUGAGACUCUGGGAGUGGUCUUUCAGAGCGAGAACUUCAACUAUAACCGUUACAACACAAACUACACCAUGGACCCCUGGUCGUACCUGGAUAGCCCCAUGCCCGAGGAGAACCUGGCCAAACCCAGACUCCACCCGGGGGACGACCUGGCAGCCAUAACCAUGCUUUAUGAACAGUGCAAGAGCCAGAAGGAGCAAAAGGUUGCCACCUGCGGCCGAAACAGUAGCUUCUGCAAACCAACAGAGAGGACUCCAAGCAAUGACCUCAUCUCAUUGGAGACAUCCGCAAACGUCAUUAAGAUUCUCUCUGAAAGCGUUCCCACCAGCUACUCCCUGGAGGUAUUAGGAUCCAAGCAGAACCCCUCGCUGCCCGUCUCCCUGCCCCCCAACGCUGACACCUACGCCACCCUGACCAGCGUGGCAGCGGACAGUGACAAGCAGGAGCUCAACAUCAUCUUCGACUCUCUGCUCCAAAAGUGGCCUGAGAGCAGCGCCUUCCCCGACCCCAGCGCAGAGACUCUUACCUACAACAAUCCCUUCCCCGGAGACCACUCCAGUCCCGUCUACUCAGACUCCUACACUGGCUCCCCACCUGAGACUUAUAGGAACGAGUUCCAAUUUUCCCUGGGCGCUCCCUCAGCUUCCCCUUAUAAAUCCAGCGAGUUACCCAUGGUCUACCUGAACAAGGGGCAGUUCUACCCCAUCACUUUGCAGGGAGUGGACAGCAGUGCCUGCAUGACUGCUACCAAAGUUAAGACCGUCGUGAUGGCCGUGUUCGAGAAUGACAAGACGCCUGAAAUGCAGCUCCGCUUUUGGAACCACUGGCAUGGGCGCCAGCCCACUGUCAAGCAGAGGGUCAUCGACAUCGCGGACUACAAAGAAGUGUUUACCGGCAUUAGCAACAUUGAAGAGGUCGCCUUCAACGCUCUCUCCUUCAUUUGGAACCCCAACGAAGAAGCCAAGGUGUUUGUCGGCAUCAACUCGCUGAGCACCGAUUUCUCGUCGCAAAAAGGCGUGAAGGGCCUGCCUCUCAACCUGCAGAUCGACACGUAUGACUUCAGCUCUGGGAACAAUCAGCUCAUACACAGAGCCGCCUGCCAAGUCAAGAUUUUCUGCGAUAAGGGGGCAGAGAGGAAGAUGCGCGAUGAAGACAGGAAGAGGACCAAGAGGAGGGGCAAGACGGCCAAUGACGCCAAUGCCAAGUCUUUAGUGAGCAGUUCUAUGGGAAGCGACUGCACCUUCUUCCAGAUGGUGGAUGACCACAUAACCCAGCCGGUGCUCUUCAUCCCAGAGGCACAUCUGUCCAGUUUGCAGCGCAUGGCCACGCCUAUAAUAGACGAGAACGAAAGAACUCUGAAAAGGUUGUACUCAGACCGAGAGCAGAACAGCUCUCCACCCAGCAAACAAGUCCGGAGAGACGAUUCCCAGAGAGGUAAAACCACAAACUUUGUUGUUUGGGUGCUCAUCAAGCCAUCUGAGAACCUCAACGCUUACAGUUUUUAUUUGUUUUUCCUUCCAAAAGUUCUGCUGUACGUGAGGAGAGCUGCCGAAGAGGUUUUCGAUGCGCUCAUGCUCAACACGCCAACGGUGUCGGGCCUACGAGAAGCUAUUUCAGACAAGUAUGGCAUGCAAGAAGACACCAUUGGGAAAAUCUACAAGAAAUGCAAACGAGGGAUUUACGUCAACAUGGAUGACAUCAUCAUUGAACACUAUACCAACCAGUCAGCUUUCCUCAUCGAGAUGUCGGAGGCGGUCAGCGGUCAGUUCCAGGUCACUCUCAUCGAAGUAUGAUGACACCAUCACAGUUACGUCUCUAAAGCACUAUGCCAUCAGUACAAGAACAAAACAUGCCAACCAGCUGCGGACUGACCAAAACAACGAGACACAUGGGCUGACCUUUCAAUUUCAGACGUAAAUAUUUCCAUUUUGUAAAUAACGCUGUAUCCUCCCCCUUGUUCUUAUUUGUCAAAGCAAUUAUGAUGUUAUACUUGUACAUAUAAGUUUGUAAAUAGAUUUUGACAGUGUUUUAUAAACUACCAUUUUUGCAAUUCAAUGUAUUUCAGAAAAAUGUGGCGCUCUGUAGCAUGAAUUGCAGGGUGCCCCGGCAUAUAGCAUUAACAGGUUGCUAUGGUCGUUCUUUUUCGAUCUACUCGUCACCGAAGGUGCGUCGUUAUGUUUCUUUUAAUAUAUCACGCGAAAAGCCUACUGAUAACGUUUCUUACUGCCACCUUCUCAUAGGUUUCCUUGUAGUUUCACCGCUAAUUAACACAUUCACUGCCAUUGACGGCUUUAGAAGUCAAAUAUCCAUGUUAACUGGGAAGGCUGGGAGUGAAUGAGUUAAUUUACAAGCAAACGUCACACAUUUCCCUCCGUCAAACCGCACGCAGAGUUAGUAUUGGUUGUCAUUUAGCCCCGAAACUGUGGACAUUUCCUGUUUGGUUGUUGGAGACAGUAGGUCCGCCUUUGGACUUUCAUAGUAUGGAUGUGUGUGUGUGUGUGUGUGUGUGUGUGUGUGUGAGAGAGAGAGAGAGAGAGAGUGAAUUAGAGAGAGAGAGAUAUUUUAGUGCUUCCUCGUAUGUUACGCAUCAUUUCAAAGCGAACAUGUAUGUACCCCUGUAAGGUUUCAUCAUAUAUAAGCAAAAGGCCAAUGGUUGCAUUUGUCAUAUCU
Messenger RNA from Phycodurus eques (leafy seadragon), 2771 nucleotides. RefSeq names its product grainyhead-like transcription factor 3 (gene grhl3). Gene Ontology annotation, cellular component: nucleus. Lineage: Eukaryota; Metazoa; Chordata; Actinopteri; Syngnathiformes; Syngnathidae. Gene Ontology annotation, molecular function: RNA polymerase II cis-regulatory region sequence-specific DNA binding; DNA-binding transcription activator activity, RNA polymerase II-specific. The transcript is spliced from 14 exons. The coding region runs from base 92 to 1894 and encodes 600 amino acids. The record is from RefSeq and is a predicted model, not a curated record. Gene Ontology annotation, biological process: regulation of transcription by RNA polymerase II.